Molecule: messenger RNA, 413 nt
Organism: Aspergillus costaricaensis CBS 115574
Lineage: Eukaryota; Fungi; Ascomycota; Eurotiomycetes; Eurotiales; Aspergillaceae
Product: heat shock factor-binding 1 family protein
Exons: 3
Molecular function (GO): transcription corepressor activity
Source: RefSeq, a predicted model, not a curated record
CACUCACUACUACAUUAUAUACAACCACCGCCUCUCACAAAAUACAACUUAACUCACACACCCCACAAAUCUCAAAUCCAUACCAACCCAACCAAACCACCCACCCAAAAAAUAACACCAAAACCAAUCCAAAAUGUCCGAUCCCACCGCCGAAGCCGUCCCUCCCCCACCAACAACCUCAACCCAAAACCCCGACGCACAAGGCCAAUUCUCCGCCGCCGUGGACGAUCUCCUCGACCAGCUACAACAUAAAUUCGAUGGUGUUUCGAGGGAGAUGUUUGGGAAGUUGGACGAUAUGGCCAGACGGUUGGAUGAGUUAGAGGCUUCGUUUACGGUUGUGGAUGGGACGACUACGUCCGGGGGUGCUGCGGCGUCCGGGACGGGGUCGGGGACGGGGUCUGGGUCAGUGGUGG